Molecule: messenger RNA, 1011 nt
Organism: Owenia fusiformis
Lineage: Eukaryota; Metazoa; Annelida; Polychaeta; Sabellida; Oweniidae
Source: the annotation of a GenBank genome assembly
CUGCAAAAGCAAUGCAGCAAAGAGAGAAUCCCAGAUCAAAAGUUCCUGCUUUGCCCAACUUUCUCUUUCUCCUUACUGAACCAGCAACAAGUGUGAUGAAACUGACAACAGCACAAGCACACCCAACAGUGAAUAAUAUCUCAAUGGUUAGCAGCCAUGGGUCUGAAAGUAAAGGAAAACAUCCAACAGUGAAUAAUAUCUCAAUUGUUAGCAGCCAUGGGUCUGAAAGUAAAGGAAAACAUUCAACAGUGAAUGAUAUCUCAAUGGUUAGCAGCCAUGGGUCUGAAAGUAAAGGAAAACAUCCAACAGUGAAUGAUAUCUCAAUGGUUAGCAGCCAUGGGUCUGAAAGUAAAGGAAAACAUCCAACAGUGAAUAAUAUCUCAAUGGUUAGCAGCCAUGGGUCUGAAAGUAAAGGAAAACAUCCAACAGUGAAUGAUAUCUCAAUGGUUAGCAGCCAUUGGUCUGAAAGUAAAGGAAAACAUCCAACAGUGAAUAAUAGCUCAAUGGUUAGCAGCCAUGGGUCUGAAAGUAAAGGAAAACAUCCAACAGUGAAUAAUAUCUCAAUGGUUAGCAGCCAUGGGUCUGAAAGUAAAGGAAAACAUCCAACAGUGAAUGAUAUCUCAAUAGUUAGCAGCCAUGGGUCUGAAAGUAAAGGAAAACAUCCAACAGUGAAUAAUAUCUCAAUGGUUAGCAGCCAUGGGUCUGAAAGUAAAGGAAAACAUCCAACAGUGAAUAAUAUCUCAAUGGUUAGCAGCCAUGGGUCUGAAAGUAAAGGAAAACAUCCAACAGUGAAUGAUAUCUCAAUAGUUAGCAGCCAUGGGUCUGAAAGUAAAGGAAAACAUCCAACAGUGAAUAAUAUCUCAAUGGUUAGCAGCCAUGGGUCUGAAAGUAAAGGAAAACAUCCAACAGUGAAUAAUAUCUCAAUGGUUAGCAGCCAUGGGUCUGAAAGUAAAGGAAAACAUCCAACAGUGAAUAAUAUCUCAAUGGUUAGCAGCCAUGGGUCUGGAAGUA